AUCUUCUAUACUUACGAGGUUGACAAAGCUCCAGCCUCAGCUCAAGUGGGGUAAAAGACGACAAAGCUGAAAUGCCUUCACUGUAAACACGGUUGAAGAACUGUAAGUAAACGGACCUCUCUCUGUAUCCUUAGUUCCUGACAGUACCAACAACCAUGUCGUGCCGGGACAUCCAUGCCACCAACGCUUUUGCCUUCAUCCUCGCUAUCGUGUCAGUGGGAGGUCUUGCUGUGGCAGCAGUACUCCCACAGUGGCGUGUAACAAGACUCGUCACCUUCAAUCGCAAUGCCAAGAAUGUCAGUGUUUAUGAUGGACUCUGGUCUAAAUGUGUAAAACAAGAUGGCUAUUCUGGAUGCUACUACUAUGAUUCAGAGUGGUACUCUAAAGUGGACCAGCUCGACCUGCGGCUCCUGCAGUUCUGUCUGCCUGCUGGAUUGUUCUUCGGCUCUCUAGCUUUGCUACUGUGCAUGACUGGGAUGUGUAAGACCUGCUGCUGCUCAGACAAACCUGAACCAGACAUUAAGACUAUCAGGUUCCUGGUUAACAGUGCAGGCUGUCACCUGGUGGCUGCGAUGUUCUUGUUCCUGGGUGGAGCCAUCGCCAUGGCACCCUCAGUGUGGUUCCUGUUCCACACUAAGCAGCUCAACAUCAGAUAUGUCAAUAUUUUUACAGACGGGUUUGCAGUAUAUAUGUCAAUCGGCUGCUCUGGAGGACUAAUGCUGGCGUCUCUGCUGAUGUCCAUGUGGUAUUGUAUGUGUAAGAAGUUACCUUCACCCUUCUGGUUGCCUCUGUCCUCCAUGCCGACCUCUCCAUCCACCCAACCUCUCACUGCUAAUGGAUAUCCUCCCUCCCCAGUGUAUGGCCCUCAGCCCUUCCCUCCACAGACUUACCCUCCCACAGUCAUCGACGCACAGGCUUAUUUGCCAGCCCAGGGUUAUGCACAGAGUAUGGUUGCCCCUGCGCCACCACAGGUGUACAUGUCUCAGAUGUCUGCCCCAGAUGGGUAUGGCUCAGAGGUAGGGGUACACCAGGCCUACAGCUAUGCCCCCUCUCAGAGCUAUGCCCCCUCUCAGAUCUAUGCUCCCUCACAGAGUUAUGCGGCUUCACAAAGCUAUGCUCCCUCUCAGGGCUAUGCCACCAGCUAUGCAGGCCACCGCAACUCCAGCCGCUCGCGGAUGUCUGCCAUUGAGAUUGACAUUCCUGUGCUGACACAGGGAGAAUAAGAGGCGAGAAAACCUCAGCACGUUGAGGUGUUUAACCUCAUUUAGUUCACCACUAAUAAAACUAAACUAAACACUAAUAAGUGUUUUUAGAUGGAAGUUAAUAAGCAUUUUACAAUCUCAAAAUUUUAGAGUGCUGAGAGUGUAUUCACUCCAUGUCUGUCUGUUAGUUUAAGAUAAAAAAAAAUAUGUUACAUGUCACCUGGAAGUACUAAAUACAUGAAGGAUAAUUUCUUUGAAAAAAAAGGGAAAUAAAAGAAGGAAAACUUGAGCACUGGGGCAAACAACACUAUAUUAAGCUUAGCAUUGUUUGAAAUGGAAGAAAAUAAUUUGCAGCCAGAAUCACUACUUUUUUUCUACUACUGUACUAGAUUUUCCUCACCCACUUUUAGGUGACCAGUGGACCAACUUACAAGUAAGAACUUAAAAGAGUCACUAGCAUUAGGUCAGUGACUUUAUAUAUUUAUAUACCCUUACUAUGCUUUUGUAUUAUUUAAGCCCUUACGGUUGCUGCCAAAAUAGUAUUUUUCGGUUACAAAUAUAUGUUGAACACAUCAUGUCAUUGAAGUCCACUUGGACAUGCAGGUUUUCUGUUAUCACAACAGAACAAACUGUAAUUACUUUUAUACUAUUUGUUUUUAUCAGUAGAUGCAUACUAACUCACUCUAAUUUUUAAUGCACUAAUUAUGUGAAUGCUGUGCCACUUUCCAUUAUCUUAGUUCACUGAUUUUGGUUACAUGUAUGGCCUUUAAUCUAUUACUUGUUUGUUGCAGCAUGUAAAAACUAAAUCUGGUUGCUGUGUUAAAUGUAUUGUACUAUGAAGAUUUUGAUUUGCAUUUUUAUAAUGAAGUAACAAUAACAGGAAUGAGAAUGCAGUUCAGUGGCUCAGCGGGACAGAUUAUGGUGAACUGAUGAACUGUAAAAAGCAGUUGGAUAGCU
Molecule: messenger RNA, 2159 nt
Organism: Solea solea (common sole)
Lineage: Eukaryota; Metazoa; Chordata; Actinopteri; Pleuronectiformes; Soleidae
Gene: cldn12
Product: claudin 12
Exons: 3
Coding region: 156-1223 (355 amino acids)
Cellular component (GO): plasma membrane
Source: RefSeq, a predicted model, not a curated record